Oryzias latipes (Japanese medaka) is the source of this 2898-nucleotide messenger RNA. Its product is annotated as radixin. Gene Ontology annotation, cellular component: cytoskeleton. NCBI's taxonomy places the organism in Eukaryota, Metazoa, Chordata, Actinopteri, Beloniformes, Adrianichthyidae. Gene Ontology annotation, molecular function: actin binding. The record is from RefSeq and is a predicted model, not a curated record.
ACCACGCCUCGGCGCGGUGAAUUCGUCAGCCAUAUUGACUGGCUCUUCUCCGCUCGCGGGAGGGAAGGAGGCAGGCGGAGGAGUUUCCUCCACGGCGGAGCUCGGUGUCUGCGUCCGGCAAACGGCGUGAAGAAGCACAGGAAGGUGGAAAGCGCUCUAUUUUUACCUCCCCUCCGUGGAUAUAUUUAGGAGCCGAGAGAGGGUGACAGUUGGACAAACCUCCUCGGAGCAGCCAAGGCGUUAGAGGCGCCGGUGCCCCAUAGAGAAGCAGGAAGACGGAGGACGAUUUCUUUCUAUUUAAUCGGCAACCAGGAGAGACGCGAAAGAUGCCUAAACCGAUCAAUGUGCGUGUCACCACCAUGGACGCUGAGCUGGAGUUUGCCAUCCAGCCCAACACAACAGGCAAACAGCUCUUUGACCAGGUGGUGAAGACGGUGGGUUUGAGGGAGGUCUGGUUCUUUGGCCUGCAGUACACAGACAGCAAAGGCUAUGUGACGUGGCUCAAACUAAACAAAAAGGUAACUCAGCAGGACGUCAAGAAGGACAAUCCACUGCAGUUCAAGUUCAGAGCCAAGUUUUUCCCUGAAGAUGUUUCAGAGGAGCUCAUCCAGGAGAUCACACAGAAACUCUUCUUCCUGCAGGUGAAAGAGGCCAUUCUGAACGACGAGAACUACUGUCCUCCAGAGACGGCCGUGCUGCUCGCCUCCUACGCAGUCCAGGCCAAGUACGGAGACUACAACAAAGACAUUCACAAGCCCGGCUACCUGGCGUCGGACCGGCUACUUCCACAGAGAGUUCUGGAGCAGCACAAGCUGACCAAGGAGCAGUGGGAGGACAGAAUACAGACGUGGCAUGAGGAGCACAGAGGCAUGCUCAGGGAGGACGCCAUGAUGGAGUACCUAAAGAUCGCUCAGGACUUGGAGAUGUACGGAGUCAACUACUUUGAAAUCAAAAACAAGAAGGGCACAGAGCUGUGGUUGGGGGUCGACGCCUUGGGCUUAAAUAUUUACGAACACGAAGACAAGUUGUCUCCAAAGAUCGGUUUCCCAUGGAGCGAGAUCAGAAACAUCUCCUUCAACGAUAAAAAGUUUGUCAUCAAGCCCAUCGACAAGAAAGCUCCAGACUUUGUGUUCUACGCCCCUCGGUUGCGGAUCAACAAGCGCAUUCUGGCGUUGUGUAUGGGUAACCACGAGUUGUACAUGAGGAGGAGGAAGCCCGAUACCAUCGAGGUGCAGCAGAUGAAGGCUCAGGCCAGAGAGGAGAAGCACCACAAACAGAUGGAGAGAGCUCAGCUGGAGAACGAGAAGAAAAAGCGUGAGCUUGCCGAGAAGGAGAAGGACCGAAUAGAGCGAGAGAAAAAUGAACUGAUGGAGAAACUGAGGCAGAUUGAAGAGCAGACGCAAAGAGCUCAGAAAGAGCUGGAGGAGCAAACUCGCAGGGCCCUGGAGCUGGAGCAGGAGCGACGGAGGGCGAAGGAAGAAGCCGAGCGGCUGGAGAGGGAGCGGCAGGCAGCGGAGGAGGCCAAGGCCGCUCUGGCCCAGCAGGCUGCAGACCAGAUGAAGACCCAGGAGCAGCUGGCUGCUGAGUUAGCAGAGUUCACCGCCAAAAUCGCUCUGCUAGAAGAUGCGAAAAGGAAAAAAGAAGAUGAAGCUACAGAAUGGCAACACAAAGCUCUUUCCGCACAAGAGGACCUGGAGAAGACGAGGGAGGAGCUGAAGACGGCAAUGACGUCCCCGCCAGCACCCGAACACGACGAACAUGAUGAAACGGCCGAAGAGGGCAGCGCCGAGCUCCCGAGCGACGGGGUCACCAACCACCGCAGCGAGGAGGAGCGCGUCACUGAGGCGCAGAAGAACGAGCGCGUGAAGAAGCAGCUGCAGGCUCUGAGCUCGGAGUUGGCCGAAGCCCGAGACGACACCAAGAAGACUCAGAACGACAUGCUGCACGCCGAGAACGUCCGAGCCGGCAGAGACAAGUACAAAACGCUGCGCCAGAUCCGCCAAGGCAACACCAAGCAGCGAAUCGACGAGUUCGAGUCCAUGUGAGCCCAGAACGACGGCAGACAAAGAGACAGUUUGUCUGGUUGCCAUGUCAACCCCUCCCAUUUCUUUGUAAAAGCCUGUAACCUGCUGCCAGUCCUCCCCCCAUGACAAAAGUAAAGCCGAUACGAAGCUUCGCCAAAGCUCUUCCUGGCAGCAGUCGGUCUGCCGCUGCACCCCCCCGCCCCUAACGAAGCUGCUUCCACAAUCAGGCUCGGAAAAUCACGACACAUCCCUCCUUUGAGCAACGCUAAAUCUUGCAUGGAAGAUUAUGAAAGAAUAAUAAAAACUUUAUAUGAACUUGAAAAUGGACAGGAAUCUUGUGCUUUAACUACAAAAUCAAAUGGCCAUCAGUAGCUGUAGCUCGGUGAUAACGGCAGCAGGCUUUAAUUAUUGUUGUCUUUUUAUUUCUGAUGUUAGGAGCUGAAAAAUUACGUUGUUUUUUUUUUUUUUUUUAUGCCUUAUCUGCCUAAUUUCUUUGGAAUAGUAUUAUGAAUUCCGUUUUGGGACAGUUAAUGUUUCAUCCAUUUUUGUCUUGAAGAAGUUUGCAAAUGCUCUCCGUGUACACGCAAACAGAUAUGCAAGCCAGAUCUGCUUACUUUACUUUCUGUUUCCUCUCUGUCCUUUUCUUUUCAGAUAAAUAUUUUCCCCUUAAUAAAGAUGGAUUUAUAUUUCCAAUGAAGAAGCCAGAGUGUGUUUAAGCUUGACACAAGUGAAAGCCAGUAGAGCCGGUUGUUUAGACAAACCUUUGGAUGUUCCGUGUUUAAACGCUGCUCAGAUAGUGUGUAUCGCUCCUUAAAUAGCCAUUUGUGUUUGUGUUUUCUGCUAAUAAAUUAUCUUUUCAUUUUCUUUGGUCAGC